UAUUAGUAUCGAAGGCUUCGUCUACAUGUGGACAAGAGAGAGAACAGCUCCAGAAUAGAGAGAAGAAAGGAGGGAAUCAGAGAAGAGAAAAGUGAGGGAUGGAGUCGCCAUUUAGGUCAGAUAUAUUGAAAGGGAAGGUGGCUGUAAUAACAGGAGGUGGGUCAGGAAUUGGAUUUGAGAUAUCAGCACAGUUUGGAAAACAUGGUGCCUCUGUUUCGAUUAUGGGUCGACGCAAGCAAGUGCUUGACUCUGCAGUCUCCAAUCUCCAGUCCCUUGGAAUUGUCGCUGUUGGCUUUGAGGGGGAUGUUCGCAAGCAGGAAGAUGCUAAAAGAGUUUUAGAAUCAACUUUUAAACGUUUUGGCAGGAUUGACAUUCUUGUGAAUGCUGCAGCUGGCAACUUUCUUGUAUCGCCGGAGGAUUUGUCGCCUAAUGGAUUUCGAACAGUUUUGGAUAUCGAUGCUGUUGGCACCUUCACAAUGUGCCAUGAAGCCCUCAAGUAUCUCAAGAAAGGAGGGCUUGGACGAAGCUCAUCUGGUGGUGGAACAAUUUUAAACAUUAGUGCUACGUUGCACUAUACAGCAUCUUGGUAUCAGAUUCAUGUAUCAGCUGCGAAGGCAGCUGUUGAUGCUAUUGCCAGAAAUCUGGCAUUGGAGUGGGGCACCGACUAUGAUAUUAGGGUGAAUGGGAUUGCUCCAGGCCCCAUUGAUGAUACCCCUGGCAUGAGUAAACUUGUGCCCAAGGAGAUUAAUAGCAAAGCAAAAGAAUACAUGCCUCUGUAUAAAUUGGGGAAGAAAUGGGACAUUGCUAUGGCUGCUCUCUACCUUACUUCUGAUGCUGGUAAAUUUGUUAAUGGAACCACUGUAAUUGUUGAUGGAGGACUUUGGCUGAGCCGACCUCGUCAUCUGCCAAAAGAUGCGGUCAAGAAGCUUUCUCGAGCUGUAGAAAAGAGAUCCAGAGAAGCACCAGUUGGGGUUCCAUCGAGCAAGCUUUAAUUCAGCAAAAAAUAAAAAAUUUCUGUGAAAUAAAAAAUGACGAAUCAGCACAAUAAUCAAAUACAUCCAAUGGGAGAGCUUAUUUUUAUUGGAACAUAAAUUAUUUUGUGGCUACGUAUGUGUGUUUCCAUUGGACUACAUGCUUGCAGAUCAUUAUAUGAUCGAGGGUUAUGUGAUAUCUUGUCACUUGCUCUAAACUUCUUUUAAUUACUCACUGCAAUCAAGUUGUUAACUUAAUAUUUAGACACCUGCAAUAUAUUUUGAAGAACUUUAGUGCGCAUAAAA
Hevea brasiliensis (rubber tree) is the source of this 1277-nucleotide messenger RNA. RefSeq names its product peroxisomal 2,4-dienoyl-CoA reductase [(3E)-enoyl-CoA-producing]. Gene Ontology annotation, molecular function: 2,4-dienoyl-CoA reductase (NADPH) activity. Gene Ontology annotation, biological process: fatty acid catabolic process. Bases 99 to 992 code for a protein of 297 amino acids. The record is from RefSeq and is a predicted model, not a curated record. The transcript has 5 exons. NCBI's taxonomy places the organism in Eukaryota, Viridiplantae, Streptophyta, Magnoliopsida, Malpighiales, Euphorbiaceae.